This is a messenger RNA of Lucilia cuprina (Australian sheep blowfly), 6844 nucleotides long. RefSeq names its product homeotic protein spalt-major (gene salr). The transcript is spliced from 7 exons. Bases 1801 to 6144 code for a protein of 1447 amino acids. The record is from RefSeq and is a predicted model, not a curated record. Gene Ontology annotation, molecular function: RNA polymerase II cis-regulatory region sequence-specific DNA binding; DNA-binding transcription factor activity, RNA polymerase II-specific. Gene Ontology annotation, biological process: regulation of transcription by RNA polymerase II. NCBI's taxonomy places the organism in Eukaryota, Metazoa, Arthropoda, Insecta, Diptera, Calliphoridae. Gene Ontology annotation, cellular component: nucleus.
CGUUGCGCCAGGACUUUUUUUCUUCAUUUCAUUUGAUACAAAUAUAAUAAUUGUAUUUUUACAACAACAAAGACAAUAAGAACAACUACAACAGCAGCAGCAAAAGAACGAAAAGUACUUUUAUACUCUUUUGCCUUCUUCUUAUAAAAUACAAAACUACGACGUCAACUAACAAAAAAAAGCAUUUUUUUUAUUAUUGUAUUUGCUCAUGUUGUUGUUGUUGCUGUAGUUGUUUUUAUUUUAGUUGGUAUUUGGGUUUGUUGUAUUCUUGUACUUCUACUUAGUAUUAUACAUUUUUUUGGAUAUACUUAACUUUACUUGAAAACUUAUACACAACAGACGACCGACCGUUUUUCGAACGACGUCAAAAAAUAUAACAUCGACGACUACAACCUCGACUACGAGACAAAGUAUUCAAAAAUUUUUAUUGUAUAUUUUUUGAGUAUAUCGCAAAAGAAAAAAAAGUAAACGAGAAAUAAUAAUAAUAAAAAAACGAAAAAAAUACAACAAAAUAUCACUAUUUGACUCGAUUUCUUGUGUCUAUAAUUUUUAUAUAUAUAAUUCAAUUUUUUUUAUCUGCUUCUACUGUUCUUUAAUAUUUUUUUUAUAUUGGUGUGCGUACUUUUCAAUGUUUCUGUGUAUCUUCUACUUCAUUGUACAAUUUUCGUCGUCGUUUUCAUCGUCAUCAGCAGGAAUAAAAAUUUUAUGCUGGUAAAAAAAUAAGAGCUUUUUUAUAUAAAAAAUAUAUAAUCAAAUAAAAUGUAAAACCUUAAAAAAAUAAAAUAAAAAUGAUUUUAAGGAGCUCAUAAAAGUAAAAAAUGCAAAAGUAAAAUACAAAAAGAAUAAAAAAACGUAAAACAUAAGCAAAGAAAGCAAGGAGCAAGCAGCAGUUUUAUGGCCAUAAAGGAUAAUUUUGCAUCUAACGAAUCUCAGUACAGCACGAAAAAACGGUUAAAACUCUACAAACGUCAGGCCAGCGUCAGUAACGAACCGAAAGCAAUAGAAUCUGUAAAUAAAAUCGUUAAAAGUUCACAAUAAAUAACAAACAGAAAAAAAAAUUGCAAAAAAAAUAAAUUUACAUAAAUAAAAAUUUAAAAUUAAUCAAUAAAUUCCCCCAAAAAAAAGUUACAAAAAUCCUUUUUUAAAUAGCAAAUAAUAUAAAAAAAUUAUUGCCAAAAAGAAGUGCGUGCGUUCCGUGUAAAUAAACAUUUAAUGUCCGUUUUUAAACAGCAACAUUCAUAUAUUGUUCAAAUCAAGCAGGCCUGGGAGUGCGUAAAACACGCGUGAGUGUAAGUGCGUAUAUAUAUGUGUGUGUGUGUGUAUACAUAUGAGCUAUACAUACCCAUGUCUGCAUUACUAUUUGUGUAUGUGUAAUGAGCCAUUAAAGUGCAAUAAUUUAUAGUCAAAACCCUCCCCUUUACUUUAAAAACAAAAAAGUUUUUAAUUUCAAAAUAUAAGAAAAAUAUGCAAAAAAAAGCAUUUAAAAUUUUGUUAAAAAAAUUAUAAAUAAAUAAAUGUCUCAAAAAUAAUGGUGCUAAUUUUAUGGUGCAUUUAAACAAAUUUAAAAUAAAAAAAAUAAAAAAAAUAAUCAACAAAAUUCAAAAGCCGUCGGUAAUUUGUAAGCUUUUUGCAUUGCAAAUUAUUGAAUUUUAUUUUUCACUCAAUUUUUGUUUUGCAUAAAAGUUGUUGUUUAACAAAUGGAUACCUGUCUCACUUUAGGAAACAGAUUUUUCAGAAAUAUUUAAAAACCAAACUUGACAUCAACGUCCUAAAAGCAUGCUGCUUUCCAUCGCUUAGAAAAUGUGUUCAAUUUUUCGCAAUCGUAUUAAUUACCGUGGAACACCUAGCAGCAACUCUCCGGGUAGUCCACCAAUAUUAACCAAAGAUUUAGAAGCCGACAGUAAUAAUAACGAUAAUGACAACAACAACAUAAUGUCUAGAAAAACUGAAAGUCCACAAGAAACCAGAGAAAGCAAUAGCAAAUCACCAGCAGUAGAGCAUUCAAAUAAUAAUGAUGGUGUUGAAGAGCAUGCAGAUGAUAUCGAAGAGGGUGAAAGAAUGGAUCCUAAAGAGGAUGAUGAAAUGGAUAGCGAUUUAACGAUAGAAAAACAACAUAAAGAUGAAGCUCUGGAUUUAUCUGUGUUGCCACCAAAUGGUUUACCCAUCAAGGGUCAUGUCUCCUUGGAAGCUUUACAGCACACCAAAGUAGCAGUAGCUCAAUUUGCCGCAUCAGCUUUAGCCCAGACACCCUAUUUUGGUGAGGGAUCCAAUGAUUUGACAACCAUAUUAAAUGUACAACGUCAGCAUUUAAUGCAGUUGCAAUUUAUACAGCAUUUACAAAGUCAAUUAAAAAGAAGAGAUCAGGUGAGAGAAUGCAGUGAAGAUGAUGAGGGUCACGAAGAGGACGAAGAACAAGAGAGAGAAGAUAUUGGAGAUGACAUGGAUGAAGAGGCGGAUGAAGAAGGCCUCAAUGAAGACUAUCUACAGCAGGAAGAAUUAGAUUUAAGUCAAAGUAAAACUGGACUAAGAGAAAAUAAAGAGGACGAAAAGAAGAAUGGUUUAGAGUCUAAUACAUUUUUAAGAGCAGAGAAACUAAAGACUGAUGAUAACGUUUUAAGUAAAAGUUCCAAAGAAUCAGUGGAUAAAGUGCAAUCACCAAACUAUCAGCCCCUAUUAAGUGGCAUCAGUUCUUCAUUAGCUUCUACCAUAAUAACCAAUCAUGAUCCCAUACCCCCGCCUCACGAGCCCAAUUGUUUGGAAAUGUUGCAGAGACGUACCGAAGAAGUAUUGGAUUCGGCUUCUCAAAGUCUACAUGCCUCUCAAAUGCAGGAGGAAUAUGAGUAUAUACAAAAAGAUGGCCAGGGACGUGGAGAGAUAUUUAAACAUCGUUGUAAAUAUUGUGGGAAAAUAUUUGGUUCAUUUUCAGCCCUGCAAAUACAUUUAAGAUCGCAUACAGGUGAAAGACCCUUUGUAUGCAAUGUAUGUGGUAGUAAAUUUACUACCAAAGGUAACCUAAAGGUUCAUUAUCAAAGACAUACCCAAAUAUACCCGCCCAUUUUAAUGCCUCCCGGUGUAGGGCCACCUUUAGAAAUGCCACCAUCUAUGAGAGAGCCUCUGGGGCCACAAGCUCAUCAUCAGCAUGCUCAUCAUCAAGCAACACCUCUGCCACCUCCUCCUUCCUCAGCUUCAGCUAUGAGUAGUUUGAAUAACAUGCCCUUGCGUUUGCCCUUUAAUGAAAAGCCUUUAACAAAAGAAACAGAAGAUGAGAAUGAAAUUCCUAUCAAUACCAAAGAAUGUGAAAUUAGUAUAGAAGACCAUGAAAAUGAGAUAACUGUAGAAGUCUCAAAACCUAUAGAAGAACAUCCUGAAGAUUUGAGUAAACCACAAACAAAAGACGAAGUACCAAAACCCAAACCAUUGGUUAGGGUUAAAACUCCACAAGCUUUAAUGGAACCAGCAGUAGAAUUGCCUAAUGAGAAGCCUGAAAGACCGGCUACAUCAGUAACCCCUAAACGUUCUACUUCCCAAAGAAAACGUAGCUCUACGGCUGGCACCCCACCGCAGGAACUGAGAAAGAUUUGCAUGGAUAGUGAUAUACCAGAACAUCAUUUAUCAAAACUUUAUAGAAGAUCAUCCCUAAGUCGCAAUAGCAGCAUGGAACAUUUGUCGGGAGACUUUUGUCAAGUUGAGCAGUUUGUUGAUAAAUCGUGGGAGGAUCUGAUAGAAAUUGAUACCACAUCAGAGACUUCGAAACUGCAGCAGUUGGUUGAUAAUAUCGAGAACAAGUUAACAGAUCCUAAUCAAUGUAUAUUUUGUCAAAAAGUCAUGUCUUGUCGUAGUUCCCUACAAAUGCACAUACGCACUCAUACAGGUGAGAGACCGUUUAGAUGUAAAAUCUGUGGUCGGGCUUUUGCUACGAAGGGAAAUUUGAAAGCUCAUAUGAGUAUACAUAAGAUAAAGCCUCCAAUGCGUUCUCAAUUUAAAUGUCCAGUAUGCCAUCAAAAAUUCUCCAAUGGUAUCAUAUUGCAACAACACAUACGUAUACAUACCAUAGAUGAUGGCUCGGGUGGUUGUGGUUCCCAGUUGCCUGGACAAUCCAGUGAAAUGGCCGCUGCCAUAGCUGAACACAAUAAUAGAAUGCGUGCUCACAUGGAGGCAGCCAUAUUGGAGGAUCAAAAUUCCAAUAAAUCAUUAGGAGCUUCAGAAAAUUUUGACUUUUCAACCACCUCCGAAUAUUCGGGACAAAGAUCAGAAUCAUCACAAGGAGAUUUUGAUGAGUACAUGACCAUGGAGAGUACUGAUGAUUCGAGAGAGAAUUCAACUUCGGUAACGCCUUUGGAAAAGAGAAUUUCCGAAGAUGGUGAAGAUAAAGUAGAACAAGAUAUAGAACGAUCAGAAUCAGUGCGUUCUGAGGCAAUAGAUCUGACAGCACGCAAUGGUUCGCAACAGACGCAUAAAGCUUUAGAACACUUACCCCAUUUAAUGGGUAUGCCUCAUAAUCUUUGGUUAAUGGCGGCUGCCAGAGAGGAAAUACAAAAUUUAGGAAAUCAUGGUAAAUUUCCAUUGUUACCAUUUGGACCUCUAGGAUUUAUGGGUUUACCACCUCAAGCCCAUAUCUGCCAAUUGUGCUUUAAAUUAUUUCCGAGUCCCUCGGCAUUGGAGACACAUUUUCAAAAUGAUCAUACCAAAGAUGCUGCUGCUGCUACUGCUGAUGUUGCAGCUGCAGUACCAACAUCAUCGUCAUCAUCAAUAUCAUUGGCUACCAACACUUCGACAACGACUACAUCUGCUACAACUGCUAAUGAUGGCAGUGCUACAGAUUCCUUGGCAAUUGAGAAUUUCGAUAAAAAUUGUGAUACAAUAGCGGAGACCUCGGGUUCAAUAGCCUUUAAUAAUAAGCUUUCUUUGAAUCCAAAUUUAUUUCAUAAAUUUCAAACACCCUCCGAGGAAGAUCAGAAUUCCCGCAAAACUCCAUUUGAGCGCAGAAGCAGUAAUAGCAAUGAAGAUUGUCGUGAACAGCAAAGUAAACGGCUAGAUUUGGAACCACUUAAGAACCACAUCAAAUCUGAACCUUUUAUGGAUGGCGAAGAAGCAACUGCUAAAUCUCCCCAAAUGAUAGACGACAUAGACGAUGAGGAUGAUGUAUUUCGUAAUUCCUCAACACCUCCAUCGAUAUAUGCACCCCAUUCGUCUCUGUUAAGUCACUCUCAAGCGGAUAAUUCAGAACAUUCUCUGAUGAAAAUGCAAAUGCUAACAACAAUUCCUCAUCAAUUUUCGACCUCCCAUCCUGCGAUGCCUCCCCACAUAGAAGCUCAUCGUUUUCCAGCCACCCCACUCGAUUUUCAACAGGCCCUGAUGUCAGUAGGACCUCCAACAUCUAGCCUCGAUCCUCCUGUCAAUAAUAAACAUUUCUGUCACAUAUGUCGUCGUAAUUUUAGCUCCAGUUCAGCGCUGCAGAUACACAUGCGCACACAUACGGGUGAUAAACCGUUUCAGUGUAAUGUUUGCCAGAAAGCUUUUACCACCAAAGGAAACUUAAAGGUUCAUAUGGGCACUCAUAUGUGGUCGAAUCCCACCUCCCGUAGGGGCCGACGAAUGUCUUUGGAAUUGCCUAUUCAUAGACCUGGUGGAAGUUUGGCAUCAGAUUCUGAUUUUUUACCCAGACGGCCGGAUAUAUUUUUUCCAUAUUUACCGCCAUUUUUCAAUGGCUUGCCACCAAAGCCUGGCGAUUUAAAUUCAACGCCACCAUUUCCACCCCACAUAACGCCUCAACAUUUAGCCAAUGGCUCUGCCGGACCUCCCAAAUACCCACCAGGUUUACCCAUGGGAUUUCCACCAUUUCUACAACCUCCCUACAGCUUUAAUCCAAUGCUAAAUCAAUCAUCAACGACCUCUUCAUCAUUAGAACGACAAACGAAUGCAAAAACUCCUCUCAGUACAGAGCGAGAGGAAGACGAACCAAAGAAUACAACACAUUCAUCGCCUAAACAUCACCAACACAGCACACAUAUGACAGCUGACAAAGCAGAUUCCCCACCGAUUCCAUCGGCCUGGAAUCCCAUGUUAAAAAUUAAAACUGAAAACAAUCAAAAUGAUAUUAAUCAUCUUGUAGAUCAUAAUGCAGAGUGUAGUAAUCAAGAUUAGUUUAGAAAUGAUUAAAUUAAUUAAUUAACAAUUAAUUUAAAAAUAAUUAUACAUAAAAAAAACUUAAACAAAUAAGUAGUAACGAAUCAAAUUGAAAACGAUAUUUGUGUAAGAAGACAGACAGACAGAUUAUAUAGUAACAGUAAAGGUAAAAAAUAUUAUAUAAAUAAUAAUAAAAAAAUAUGAUUGAAAAUCAUGGUUUUUAAGGAGUACAUAUCUUAAAGCAUAAUUUAAAAAAAAAACUUAUUAUACGUUAGGCUUAAAAUAUUAUCUAAAUAUAAAAAUUCAUUAUUUCAAAACACUAAAAAAAUUUGAAAAAAAGGUGUCUGCAUUCUUAAAGCAUUUAAAAAAAUGCAUUAUUUUAUUUAUUUUCUCUGAAAAGAAAUUAAUUUUUAAUUAUUUAUUUAAAAUUUUGUAGCUUUUAAGCUGUAAAAAGUUCAAGUAGUUUGUAAAAUAUCCCAUCAAAAAGGAUCCCUUUUGAUUUCUUAAAUAAUAAAUAUAAUAAACAGUUGUAGUUAUAUAUUUAUUAUAUAAUUAAUAUAAAUAUUAUUAUAUGGCUCUAAAUUAUUAUAAUUUAAAUGAAAAAAAUAUGAAUAUUAUAACGAUACGAUGAUAUAAAUAGUGAACUGUGGUAGUUGCAUAUAAAAUUAAAAUUAAAAAGAAAAAUACUAAAAAUAAAGAAAUAUAAUUAUUUGAAAUA